CCAGGGUUUUUGUGUGAAUUUCUUUUGAAAUUCGAUCACUUCAUGGCUCUAAUUGAAACCCAAAACCCUGUUUUCAUAGGAGAUGAAUACGAGCUGGCGAUUAAUCAAUCGAUUCAAAGCGUAUUAGAUUCACUGCAAAACCCUAAUCAUGAUUUAUCCGUUUUUACAUCGACAUUUCUCAAAUUAAUGCAAGCGAAACCCGACCCUCUUCUUGAAACUAUCUGGGUUUUCUCGGGUUUAGUUUUUCAAAUCGAUAAUCCUCCAAAAGACGAUAUUUUGGAUGAAGUAUUAGCUGUGAAAGAUCUUUUUCAAUCUAUAACUGCUUAUUCUGCUUCGUGUAGUCCUUCAGUUUCCAUCGCGCUAAUUGCGCCUGUCAUAUUUAAAUUGUAUGGAUUAGCUGUCGAUUCGAAGAGGAAAGAUGCGGAUUUAAAGCGAGGAAAGAAAGCGAAAAGAGAGAUUAGGUCAUUACUUGAUGUAAUUUUGGGGUAUUUUAACGUAUGUUGUGAGGGACCAAACGGUGAUGAGGAUUCUGGGUUAGUGAGGCCGUUAAAUGAUCUAGUUUCAAUUUGGGUUCAUGGUGAAGGGAAUGGAAAUGGAGCUGGCAAGAAUGGAUUGAAGCAGUUUUUCCCACUUUUCAGUGAUGAAAUCAUAGACUGUGUUACUGAAGAAAGUGCAGGUGUUCUUGGAUUGCUGGCUGGAGCUGUGAUUUUAGAGGCAUUUUUGUUGAAAUUGUGUUUAAAAUUUAGUGAUGGGAGUUCAAGACAGGAGCUGCAGAAUGAUUUGAGGAAUUGGGCUGUUUGUUCCAUAACUGGGUUUCAUAAUUUCUACUUCUUUGAUAUGCUCGUUAAGAUGCUGUUAGAACCGAAUUUGACAGUGAUGUCCUUACUGAGUUCCGAAGAUGAAUCAUUUCUGAGGAAACUGAUAUACGAUGUUGUUAUAUUACCCGACUAUUCGUUCCUCAAUCUUGAAAAAGUCGGUCAUCUUUCCAAUAACCACGUAAAGAAUAACAUUUUGUCGAGACUUAUGGUGACCCAUGAAGCUAUCGAGUUAUCUAGGAAGAACAAAGACCAUACAAAAGCCAUUUCUUACACAAAUGCAUUCUCGGGUUCUCAUUUACCGACAGUUGUAACUAAAUUGGUUACAAGCGAGCUUGGUGCCCAGGGAAUAGAAAGUCAACGUAAGGGAUCAUCACCUGCGGCGUUCCUAAAAUGGAUGCUCGAUCUCGAGGAUCAAGGUUUGCGUUUGUGUGAUGGUUUCAUGUCAAAACAUCGUGAAAGAUUAGUCCGUCACAGUUCAAGACUGGACCUUGACCAACCGUCAUCUGAGAAAACAGAUAACAAUCUACUCUUCUUCAUCGAUAACAAGGGUAACGAUGAAGACGAAAAUAUUAACGAUUCCAUGAACGACGUCUUUGUUGCUGCUGCCCACGAAAUGCAAUCUGGGAAGAAACGAAAAGAAAUUAAGACGAAGGACAAAGAUGGAGUCAAGUUUCAAAGACACAACCUUUCAGGUCCAAGAGCUGCCGGCGAAUUCAAGACGGAUGAUUCAGACAGUGCGAGCGAAGUGGACGAUCCCUACUCCGAUGAAGAUCUGGAAUGAAGGAAAGUGUACGGAUUCGAACCGAUCUCGAAAAAACAAGAUUCUGUUAAAAAAACAUGGUUAGAAUGUCUGUUUAUUAAUUCAGGGACCAAAUGUAUCCAUUCGUCCUAAGUUAAAGGACCAGAUUUGUAUUUUUACUGUAACAGAAACAUCAAUGAUUCAGCCAGCUUAGCUGGAUAAUAUU
Messenger RNA from Cynara cardunculus var. scolymus (artichoke), 1783 nucleotides. RefSeq lists its product as uncharacterized. Bases 43 to 1599 code for a protein of 518 amino acids. Lineage: Eukaryota; Viridiplantae; Streptophyta; Magnoliopsida; Asterales; Asteraceae. The record is from RefSeq and is a predicted model, not a curated record. The transcript is spliced from 5 exons.